AAUAAUAUCAAAUUUUGCUUUAUAUUUACCUAUAAAAUCAAUCAGUGUGUUGUUUUCACUAUAGAAAAUUAUAUGUUUAUAAGGUUAUGUCAGUGUUUAUGGUUUAUUAAUGAUUUUAGUAAAAAAAUUAUAGCAAAUUCUGUACAAUGAGCCCUAGCAUUACAACGCCGAUUUUAAAAAAUUUAACAGUGUCAAAUUAUGGACAACCUAAAGAAUCACAAAAUGAGAUUUUACGAACAUUAGGAACUCCACACAUUGAUUCUUUCAACUAUAUGCUCUAUGAAGGUUUGAAAACUGCUGUUUCGAAUUUAUUGAAACUUGAAUUUGUUUUACCAAAUGACGAUAAAGUUGCAAUACAAAUUGAAGAUGCUACUAUAUUUUCUCCAAAUGUUCCUGCAGGAACAGUCGGAGUUAAAAAUUCAAAAAUCUAUCCAACAGAAUGUAGACAGAGGGCAGCUACAUAUAAAGGAAAGUUUUUAAUUAAUGUGAAUUGGUGGUUGAAUGGUGCCAAAAUGGCUUCAUUUGAAAAGGAUAUGGGAGAAAUACCUAUAAUGUUAAAGUCGUCAAUGUGUCAUCUUAGUAAUUUAUCUCCGGCUGAAAUGAUAAAACAUAAAGAACAUGCCGAUGAAUGGGGUGGUUAUUUUGUUGUUAAAGGCCAUGAAAGACUUGUGCGUAUGUUAUUAUUAACUAGAAGAAAUUAUCCUAUUGCCGUUAAGAGAUCUGGUUGGAAGUCUAGAGGAGCAUUAUUUAGUGACUUAGGUCUAUUGAUUAGGUGUGUUACGGACGAUCAAACAUCCACAAAUAACACAUUACAUUUUGUGACUGAUGGUACUGCCAAACUUAUGUUUUCACACAAUAAAGUUAUGUACUAUGUGCCCGUGAUGUUAAUGUUUAAAUGUCUUUUGGGACAUACGGAUCAGCAAAUUUAUUGUAUUUUGAUGAGAGGACUAGAAGAUGAUCUAUACUAUUCUAGUUGUGUGCAAAAUAUGCUGCGCGCAGUUCAUGAGGAAGGUUUACAUACUCAAAAUCAGUGUUUGGAUUAUAUUGGUAAAAUGUUCAGGGAACGUUUUGAUGAAUUACCUCCUUGGUAUACAAAUAUAGAAGUUGCACAGUAUAUAAUCAAUGAAUGUGUUUUGAUUCAUCUAAAAUCAAAUAGACAUAAAUUCAAUAUGUUGGCAUUUAUGACACAAAAGCUAUUCAAAUUAUCUGAAAAUAAAUGCAAAAUAGAAGGAGCAGAUGCUGUUAUGAUGCAAGAAUUGAUGCUUGGUGGCCACCUGUAUCUUCAAAUUUUAAAAGAUAAAUUACAAACAUGGCUUUAUAAUGUGCGUUUGAAUAUAUUAAAACGAGCUCGAGCAAAAAUCGGAUUUGAAUUGAAUCAGAAGGAGAUCACUCAAUGUGCUAAAUUUGCUGGAGGCUUAGAAAAUAUUUUAGAAUCAUUUUUGUCUACAGGAAAUUUGUCCAGCAGAUCUGGAUUAGGUUUGACGCAGAAUACAGGUCUUACAAUAGUUGCUGAAAAUAUUAAUCGGAUGCGUUAUAUGUCUCAUUUUAGGGCUGUGCAUAGGGGAGCUUUCUUCACGGAAAUGAGAACCACAGAAGCUCGACAACUGCUGCCUGAUGCUUGGGGUUUUAUUUGUCCUGUGCACACACCUGAUGGCACACCUUGUGGGUUACUUAAUCAUCUUACCAUGGAUUGUCAGGUUACCAAUAUACCAGACCCAGAAAAACUAGCAAAUAUUGAAAUCAUGCUAAUUGAUGGAGGAAUGGUUCCAAUUGAUUCUGUAAUCCAUGUUGAUUACAAAAAUAGUUACAAAGUAAUUCUUGAUGGUCUUGUAAUUGGUCAUGUUGUUGAUGAUAGAGCGCAUGCAUUGGUGUCCAUGCUACGGGAGAAUAAAAUUUUAGGAAAUGACAUACCGCAUACAUUAGAAAUUGUAUUGGUACCUAAAAAGAAGGUUGUUGCUCAGUACCCUGGGUUAUUUUUAUUUACUGGUCCUGCUAGAAUGAUGCGUCCUGUGAUAAAUUUAUCUCUGAAACAAAUUGAACUUAUUGGUACAUGGGAGCAAGUUUAUCUCGAUAUUGCGGUUGUUGCCAAUGAGAUCUACCCAGGUGUUACUACGCAUUUAGAGCUUUCCAAAACAGCUUUCUUGAGCAAUCUUGCUAAUUUAAUUCCCAUGCCUGAUUGUAAUCAAUCUCCCAGAAAUAUGUAUCAAUGUCAGAUGGGUAAACAGACCAUGGGUACACCUUUACAUUACUGGCCACAACAAGCAGAAACAAAAUUAUAUCGACUUCAAACACCAGCUACACCUUUGUUUCGGCCUGUUCAUUAUGAUAAUAUUGAUUUAGAUGAUUUUCCAAUGGGAACAAAUGCUAUUAUAGCAGUUAUUUCUUAUACUGGUUAUGAUAUGGAAGAUGCUAUGAUAAUUAAUAAGGAAUCAUAUGAAAGAGGAUUUGCACAUGGAUCUGUAUACAAAUCUGAGUUUAUCACGCUUGAAGAUUCAUCUAGUUAUUUUUGCCGAGAUCCAAAUAAUAAGCAAUUAGUAGAUCACUUGGAUACAGAUGGGCUACCUCAUCCGGGAUCAAAAUUGAGUUAUAAAGUUCCAUAUUAUUGUUUUUACAAUGUCGAGGAGUCUAGAUAUAUAGUGAAAAGGUAUGAAUCAACAGAAGAUGCUUACGUAGACAAUAUAAGAUUGUGUGGUACAUUUUCUACUAUUGCUCCAAAAACAGCUUGCAUUACUAUAAGGAUAUCACGAAACCCGUCAGUUGGUGACAAAUUUGCUUCGAGAGCUGGUCAAAAGGGUAUUUGCUCUCAAAAAUGGUCAGCUCAGGAUCUACCUUGGACAGAAACUGGUUUAGUUCCUGAUAUUGUAUUCAACCCUCAUGGAUUUCCCUCUCGCAUGACAAUUGCUAUGAUGAUUGAAUGUAUGGCUGGAAAAUCUGCAGCCUUACAUGGCCUGGUACAUGAUGCAACGCCGUUUCGGUUUAAUGAAGAUGAUACGGCUAUUGAUUACUUUGGAAGACUUCUCGAAGCUGGUGGAUAUAAUUAUUAUGGAACUGAGCGUCUGUACUCAGGGAUAGAUGGCCGAGAAUUAAAUGCUGAUAUAUUUUUUGGAAUAGUACACUAUCAAAGGCUCAGGCACAUGGUGUCAGAUAAGUGGCAGGUGAGAUCAACUGGUCCCAUCGACGGAAUGACAAGACAACCUAUAAAAGGAAGAAAACGUGGAGGUGGUGUUCGUUUUGGUGAAAUGGAACGUGAUUCACUUCUUUCACAUGGAGCUUCAUUUUUACUUCAAGAUAGAUUGUUUCAUUGUUCAGAUAAAACCACAGUUUUAAUUUGUCAGAACUGCUGUACACUCCUAGGGCCUAUGACUGAAGUAUCUCUUGAUGUUGCAGGGGCUAGAAGUAGUUGUGAUAAAUGUAGGAUGUGCGGAGAUAAAGGAAAGGUUCAUUCUAUACAAAUUCCUUACAUAUUUAAAUAUCUUGUUACACAAUUCAGUUCUGUUAAUAUCAAUGUUAAAGUUAAAUGUAAAGAAACAUAA
Molecule: messenger RNA, 3533 nt
Organism: Ctenocephalides felis (cat flea)
Lineage: Eukaryota; Metazoa; Arthropoda; Insecta; Siphonaptera; Pulicidae
Product: DNA-directed RNA polymerase I subunit RPA2-like
Exons: 16
Coding region: 147-3533 (1128 amino acids)
Biological process (GO): DNA-templated transcription
Cellular component (GO): nucleus; RNA polymerase I complex
Molecular function (GO): ribonucleoside binding; DNA-directed RNA polymerase activity; DNA binding
Source: RefSeq, a predicted model, not a curated record